Messenger RNA from Clarias gariepinus (North African catfish), 5701 nucleotides. RefSeq names its product zinc finger and BTB domain containing 20 (gene zbtb20). Gene Ontology annotation, molecular function: protein binding; RNA polymerase II cis-regulatory region sequence-specific DNA binding; DNA-binding transcription factor activity, RNA polymerase II-specific. The record is from RefSeq and is a predicted model, not a curated record. NCBI's taxonomy places the organism in Eukaryota, Metazoa, Chordata, Actinopteri, Siluriformes, Clariidae. Bases 525 to 2507 code for a protein of 660 amino acids. Gene Ontology annotation, biological process: regulation of transcription by RNA polymerase II. The transcript has 5 exons.
UAGGCUGCAGCGUGUGUUUAUUGAUGAGAUGAAAGAAGAUGGAAGUGAGACAUGAAACAAAGUAAGGGAAAAUACUAAAUCUACAGAAAAGGAGGAAAACUCCAGGCUUGUCCGGAUAAGGAAGACAAGAGAGAAAGUAACCGGGGAAAAGCUGUGAUACAUUGUCGCGAGUGGAGGAAAAGAAAAGUGACAGAUCUGGAUCGGCCGAAGAGAACGCACUCGGAGGAGCAUCAGAUGUGAUCUGCGCAGCCGAGGGACGCUGGAGAGGAAGUGUGUUCUCCAUCCGAGAGUGAGAGGGCGAUCGUGUGAAGGCUCAUUUCAUGCCUGGGAGAGAUGAAGUGAGCGCAGUGUGUUUCACCAGCACCAGCAACCUGUAGCAUCGUGACCCUGUGCCUCUCACCACCACACACACACACACACACACACACUCAUACACACACACACUCAUACACACACACACACAGACGGACAACUACGACGAAGCGCCAGCCGACUGUAAGUUGCCGCCAUCAGCCGCAAAGGGGAUGACUGAGCGCGUCCACAACAUCAACCUACACAACUUCAGCAGCUCGGUACUGGAGACCCUGAACGAGCAGCGCAACCGUGGGCACUUCUGCGACGUGACGGUGCGCAUCCACGGCAGCAUGCUGCGUGCCCACCGCUGCGUGCUCGCCGCUGCCAGCCCCUUCUUCCAGGACAAGCUGCUGCUGGGCUACAGCGACAUCGAGGUGCCGGCGGUGGUCUCCGUGCAGUCGGUGCAGAAGCUCAUCGACUUCAUGUACAGCGGCGCGCUGCGCGUGGCCCACUCGGAGGCGCUGCAGAUACUCACGGCCGCCAGCAUCCUGCAGAUUAAGACCGUCAUCGAUGAGUGCACGCGCAUCGUCUCGCACGCCUCGGGCCCGGACACGCCACGCGGCACGCCCGACUCGGGAACCUCGGGCCCCGGGAGCGACGUCGAGCAAGGCCUCGAGCGCGCCUACUCGUCCGUCUACCCCGGACUGGAGCUGCAGAACGGCUCGCGGAGCGAUCGCCAGCACUACACCAGCGUUUCCAUCCCCGGCGGCUUCGACCCCCUGCAGCAGAAAGACGGCGUGCAGGACCCGGCGCUGUGGGUGAGCCGGCUGCACGAGCGCCAGCAGCAGGCCGAGCGCUUCCUGGGUUCGACGGAGACCACGCACUGCCGCAAGCAGCCACGCCCGGUCCGGCUGCACACGGCCGAAAACGACGUACGCAUCAAGCAGGAGAGGACGACCGAAGAGACGUACGGCUGCUACGGAUUGGACGUGGAGGAUGCGAACGGGGAACCCAAAGGAGAGAGCUUCGACUCGGGCGUCAGCUCUUCUGUCGGCACAGAGAACGACCCGUCGGAGCAGCACUUCAUGCCCGGGUUCGGGCGCGAGGGCGAGGCCGAGGUCGGCACGCCGGUGCACAUCGACGUCACCGACUCGUCCCCGGAGCAGAGCCAGGAGAUGGGCGAAGACAACAACAGCGCGGAUGGGAGGGACAUCGUGAUGGACCAGGCGCCACUUUCCAACCCCGUCAUGCCCAGUUCGGUGCCCGGCGGGCAGCUUUACAUCCGCCCGUGCGACACCAUCGCCGCCAACCUGCGCAUGCCGCUGACGCUAACCAGCGGCACCAACUCGUACCUGCCCACGCUGUUCGCCCCGCAGCCCACAGCCAAGGAGAACAAGCCGUUCCUGUUCAGCCUGCCGCAGACCGUCAGCUCCCAGCAGCCCCAGUUCGUGGCCGUGCCUCCCCACAGCAUGACGCCUUUCCCCAGCGGCCUGAGCGGAGUGCCAACCGCCGGCGCACAGCAGCAGCAGCAGCCCGCCGCCACCGGAGUGGUGCAGCAGGGCGAGAAGAAACCGUACGCCUGCACCCUGUGCUGCAAAACCUUCACUGCCAAACAGAACUACGUCAAACACAUGUUCGUGCACACAGGUGAAAAGCCGCACCAGUGCAGCAUCUGCUGGCGCUCGUUCUCCCUGAAGGAUUACCUGAUCAAGCACAUGGUGACCCACACGGGCGUGCGCGCCUACCAGUGCAGCAUCUGCAACAAGCGCUUCACGCAGAAGAGCUCGCUCAACGUGCACAUGCGCCUGCACCGCGGCGAGAAGUCCUACGAGUGCUACAUCUGCAAGAAGAAGUUCUCCCACAAGACCCUGCUGGAGAGGCACAUGGCGCUGCACAGCACCGCCACCGGGGUCACCGCCGUCACCGGGGUCGUCACCGGGGUCGUCACCGGGGUCUCCGGCGCCAACCCGCCAGGCCCCGCGUCCAUCCCGGUGCAGAUGGCCGUCCCCGAACCCGGUCCCGGAGUUGUGGCUCUGGCCAUGCCGGUGGGAGGAGGCGGAGCCGGGGGAGGCGUCAGCGGAACCGGAGUGGGCGUGGCCUCCGAGGCGAGCUGCCAGGAAGCGACGACCUACAUGUGCUCGGUGUGCCCGGUGAAGUUCGACCAAAUCGAGCACUUCAACGACCACAUGCGCAAGCACGUCUCCGACGGAUAAGUACGGAAAAAAAAUCAAAAUAUAUAUCGUCAAAAGUUUUUAAAAACUUUUUAAACAACAACAACAAAAAAAAAGAAUGAAAAGAAAAAUAAUGGCACUAGAAUUUUUUUUUUUUUUUUUUGGUUGGUUGGUUGGUUCGUUUGUUUGUUCGUUUGUUUGUUUGUUUUUCCCUAAAAAUUUGGGGCAUGAAGAGUAAUGAGUAUAGACACUGGCACAUUGAGUUGAGUUUUCCCAGAAAACAAAAAUUGUUUUUUUUUUCUUUUUUUUUUUUGGUCGUUUUUUGUCGUUAUUCUUAAAGAAUUAAAAAACCAUAGAUGGUGGCCUUAAGGCUGUGUAGUUGGAGAAUGAUCCACUGGCUGGAUCCAAACUACUGGCCUCUAAAUGUAUGAUUUCCUUACUGAUUUAUGUGUUGAACACUACCGAAAGGCCUGCGAAAGAUACACACACCACACACACACAUGUAUAUAUGCGCAUAUAUAUAUAUAAACAUAUAUAUACAUAUAUAUACACACACACACACACACACACAGACUACUUAUACACUUACAUACCGUAGAGUGAGUCGUAUCGUAUCGUACCGUAUGCGUGUGUGCGUACUUACAUACGUGGCCGUGUGUGCGUGCGUGCGUGCGUGUGUGUGUGUGUGUGUGUGUGCGCGCGUGUGCAAAACCGUGAAAUUUCUAAGCGUUUUCCCAUGUAGACCGUACUGGAUGCCGCCGCCGGCGUCCUGAUUACUGUGGUAAACCUUUAAGAAAAAACAAAAAACAAGAAAAAAAACCAACAAGAAGAAGCGGAUUAUCAGACUUUAGAUUGGACGAGGAAGUGAAGACGGUCACACGUUUGCCUUCUUUAGAUCAGAUCCGAUUCCACACCGGAUUUAUUUAUUAAAAAAUCGAUUCAGCUUCACGCUACCCAGGUCCGCGCGCGUCAUCGUGAGGAAAAGAACCUUAAACACACUUUACGGUGAUUCUAUUUUGUUUCUCACUUUUUUAUUCGUAUUUAUACACACACACCCCACACACACACACACACACACACACACACACACAUAACCCUUCCCUCAACCUCUCUCCCUCUCCUUCUAACCCCGCCUCUUUCCCAUGAUUCCCUGUAGACGUCUGGAGUCGAGUUUACAGCGCGAGGGGUUCGGGCUUUAAAUUUUCUUCGUCAGUAUUUGAGCUUUGACAAUUCACUUUUUUGCGAACACUGCCACUGGAAAAAAAUAAUAAAAAAGACUGUUAUUUGAUCUCUUCCUAAAAGUGACGAAAAAAUAAAACCGGAUACGAAAGAAAAGAAGCCCAGGAACAACACAGGGUUCUUUUUUUCUUUCUUUUUUUUUUCUUCUCUCUUUUUAAUGAAUUUAUUAUUAUUAUUAUUAUUAUAAUUUUUUAAAAAAUUCACAAUUUGUAUCUUUCCCAUCGUUCCACGAUUGAUAAAAACAAACGAACGGAAAUGUAAAGGCUGGCGUGGCGCGGCGUUAGCGGCUGCUCCGCACACACACACACACUCCGGCGUUCAGACUGUUACACCCCGACGCGGUGUGCUGAAGCUGUUCUCACUAUUCGCACUACUCCACCAGCUGCCGACGCCGAGCCGCUCAGCGACCCGGACACAAAUAACCCAAAAUCCCAAAAUAAAGAAACGUUUAAAAAAAAAAAAAAAAAAGGAAAAGGAGUUUCAAAGGAAAAACAUUUUCUUUUUUAAAAAAAAGACGAAGCUGCUUCCUGUUAGCGACGACGUCCGCCGUGACUCAGCUCUUUGGCCCGGGUGGGGCGCCUGAAGUGCACUACUCCUGAUCCCUAAGCCCCAUCUAGUGGCUCAAACGGCCCCGGCGUGAGAUUUAUCGUUUCUUUUUUUUCCAUUUAUUUUUUCUUUUUUUCUUUUUUUUCGGCCAACAGGAAGCACAAACAGUCCGAAAGGAGGGAAAAAAGAAAGAGGGAGGGAGAGAGAGAGAGGGCUAGUCGGGGAAAACAAAACAAAAACAACAAAACACACACACACAUACACACACACCCUGUUCACUAUCUUCUAGUGCACUUACUCUUUUAAGGGAAAAAAAAAAAAGAAAAAGCAUUUUCUAAAACAUUUUUGACUCAUGAAAUCCCAUGAUGCACUGCAGCAGGAUAGAGUUUACCCAUAAUGCAUCAUGCAUUGUUUUGUAGGGGAACCAAAACGAAAAAAAAAAAAUUAUAAUCAGAUCCUUUUCAUUUGUUCGUUCAGUUUUUUUUUUGUUUUUUUCGAUCCAUUUCUGACUGAAGUGCACUACUUCUGAUCCCUAAGCCCUACACGUCUAGUGGCUCAAACGCACCCCGGCUCUCUGGACUGAAAGAAUGAAAUGGUGUGACAGGCACGUUCAGAGCUCAGAUCAUCACCGUAGUAACAUUCACUCCUGACCUGAAGUGCACUACUUUUCAUCCCUACAGCCUAUUGAGUGAAAAAACUAGGAAGAGUAAACCAGAGAGAGAGAGAGAGAGAGGGGGGUGUCCGAAUCUUCCCACAAUGCACUGCUGCGAGGUGUUAGAACACAAACCUGCAUUCCUGGUUCCUGAUUCCGAUGCACUCCUGUUCAUCACUAAACCCUAAAACAUCUAGUGGCCUUAAAGCAGAUUCUACAGAGUUUCUCAAAAACCCCUCACACCCUGUGUGUGUCCAUUAUAAACAUCAAUCAUCGUGCACUCGUAAAAAUUCCCACGUCAGCGUCAAACCUGGCUGGUGCUCAUUACCCAUAAUGCACUGGGGUAUUCGUAAAAGACUGAAAAAACGAAACACUUCUUCCUCCCUAAAGCUCUCCGAGGGGUUUAGGACGCCCCUCGUCCUAGACCCCUCAACCGUCCUGCGCGCUAUUUAACUUCCCACGAUGCACUGCAGCAGGUGUGAGUACCCACAAUGCACCCUGAUCUUUUAUUAUUAUUAUUAUUAUUGUUAUUUGAAAGACUGAAACAAUCAAGUGCCCUACGUAGUGACACUGAAAGAAUAAAAGACACGGACACACACACACACUGUCCUCGGUCUAGUGCACUACUCUCAGAACCCUGAACCCCGUCUAUCUAGAGAGGGGGGGUGGGGCGGGGGCGUGUCCAGAGUCUCGCCCCGUUCACUACAGCGUGCGCCCAACAUUUCCCGUGUCCCAUAAUGCAUUGCAGAAGGUUGCCAGUUUGAGUCACUAGAUCAACGUGUUGUUUGUGUGUGUGUGU